This is a messenger RNA of Bombina bombina (fire-bellied toad), 6111 nucleotides long. It is a transcript of the gene ENDOD1, whose product is annotated as endonuclease domain containing 1. The record is from RefSeq and is a predicted model, not a curated record. Gene Ontology annotation, molecular function: nucleic acid binding; hydrolase activity; metal ion binding. The coding region runs from base 147 to 1505 and encodes 452 amino acids. NCBI's taxonomy places the organism in Eukaryota, Metazoa, Chordata, Amphibia, Anura, Bombinatoridae. The transcript is spliced from 2 exons.
CAGCACAGUCAAUGAAUUGAAUCUGAAUCACUUUCAUGAUUCGAUUCACCCAGUUCACUGCAGAGAGUCGAGUCAGGGAUUCGAAUCAGUGACUCACUAGCCAAGCCUAGACUGGGCAGGUGCUGGGAGCUGACAGUGCGUGCGGGAUGGUACUGAGGAUGGAGCUGACUGUGCUGCUGUGCCUGGCAGCCUUGCCCUGUAUGCUUGCCCGGCUGGUUACAGAGGGAGAGGAUGGAUUUGCCGAGUGCAAUAACUACUUCUAUCAGGGUAGCCCGCCGCAGGGAUUUAGUGACCCAUCCCAUGCCAAGAUCUGUCAGAAACUCAACGGGGGGACUCAGUUUGCUACACUAUAUAGCACCGAGCACAAAAUCCCCGUGUAUUCCGCCUUUCUCUAUACGGAGGAUGCAGCCAGUGGUGAGGGCAGCUGGCUGGUGGAACCCCAGCUGGAUGAUACAGGAAGCAGUCUGGAGGAAGUGACAAAUGGCGCAGACCUCUCUGAGCAGAUUGGAAGCCUUGGUUCCAACCAGGCUUUGGAGGAAGACUAUGCUUCCUCAGAUUACCAGCCUGGAUCACUCUUUCAUAAAGCCCCUAAUACACUUACAAAUUCUGUGCCAUUUUCACCAGAUUUUAAAGAGAAAUGGGCUUCCAACAUCGAACAAAUUAUUAACGAAGCAUUGUUACCUUACUGCGGUGAUGGAGGAAACCUUCACCUCAUUGCUGGUGCCAUUCCUUCUAGUAUUAAAAUAAAUGAUAAAGUGACAGUUCCUGAUUCUGUUUGGUUGGCAGCUUGUUGUAACAAACCUGAGGCUUGGUCUUUGGGAAUUAUCAAGAAUACGGCUAAUGCUGAUGGAUUAGAAGAUGUUACAGUGGAAGAACUUGAGAACAAUCUUUUAGGAGGUGUUAAGUUAUUCUCCAACCAGUGUGGAGGAGGCGCCACACACCCAGAAAGAAUCAAAAUAUCUGAAUCCUUAGGACAAUCAGAGGCAGAACCUCCAGUUAAAGCUACUGGACCGUUUUUAAGACUUCUUCAGUUUUUUUUCUGUGUUAUAUACGAAAUAGUAAAGAGUCUGUUAAGUCUAGUAUGGUUUCUGGUGAAGCAAAUCUUUAGCUUCAUAUUUGGACGGCUGUACUGGAUCUGGACUGCUGUCACUACUUAUAUCAUUGCAUUAAGCAAGGUUUUGUUAAAUAUCCCAUGUGAUGUUCUUCGUGUGUUUGGAAACAUUAUCUGCGGCUUUGUACGGAUCCUUAACAAUAUGUUCAGUGUUGUGUGUUUCAUACUUAGGCUGCCAGCAAGGUUCCUACUUGACAUGGCCAGCUUCCCUUAUUAUACGUUGUGUGCCAUACCCACUGUAGGCAUAGACAUUUUAAGUGGAGUCUGUGGUAUCUUUGCUUUGGGCUUCCAAGGGGUUUUUGGUGCAUUUGGUAGUUCAUUCUCUGUGGCAUCAUUUGCAGGUGGUAGGUUUAUCCAAAGAUUUGUAGGACAGUCUGAAGGUUAUGAUGAGUGACUGGUGUGAUGAGUUAAAAUGGGAACAGUACUGCUGAUUUUUUUUCCUGCACUUUACUGCAAGUCAUCAUAAGUAUUUCCAGUGGAAUUCAUACCAACAUGCUUUGUAAAUCAGUGUUUGAUAGCUCCACUGGAACAUUAUCCAUAUAGAUACACUAACUACUGUCAACUACUAGUUGUGAGUAAAUUAUCCAAAACCCAUUAACUGGCUUUGGAUAUGUUUCUAUAUACUCUACUUUUUUUUUUUUUGAGGGGGGGGGAGUGGGAAAUAAAGAAUUACUGUAAUUAUUCAGUUGCAAUUCAGUUUGUGAGCAGAUUCCAAUAUACAGUUAGGCAGUGCCACAAUGGCAAUUGUCCCUCAAUUCUCUACAUGGAAUAAUUUUCUAAAAGGUGGACAGGUUUUUUUUUUUUUUUUAUUAUUCAUUUUUUUUUUCUUCUGACAACUUUAUUAGCAUUAAGCAACCUUUCCUCUCCCCCCCCCCCCCCUGUAUUAGUUAAAGGCACAUUAACGUUCCACAUUUUCUGUAAUGGUUUUAACUAGCUUUUCUUUUUUGCAUGGGUUAGGUUAUUUUACAGCACAACUAGUACACAGCUCCGCAUUCCUUAUAAUUUUAUAAGCUCGCUUAUUUAAAAACCAGUCAUGAAGUGGUAACGCUGUACACUGUAUUUUGCUUUUAUUAGAAUGAUGCAGCCAAACCACCACAAUUAGACUGGAGAUGGGUUAAACCAUGCUUGUCCUGUUAUGUCAAAUUUGUAGUUUUGGUGGAAUUAUUAAUUAAGGAUAAUUUAUGUGCAAUACAAAAUACUUUUUAAAACUAAUAAUAAAGUAGUGAGGGUAUUUUACUGUUCUGAAAUUCUGUCUAUCUGGGACAGUUUCUGUGAUCAAAAAUGAUGUAGCUUGUAAUAUCAUGUAAUCCAGUUCUAUCCACUAAAUGUCCACAUCCUGCAGAGACAACUCCAUAUUUCUCAAGAAAACUUUAGUUGGGGCAAAAAAAUAUUCCUAUCUUUUUUUUGCUGUGGAAGUCUACUUCAAUCUGUGUGUGUGUGUGGGGGGGGGGGGAGUGUUAAAUAGCAAAAAUACACCAGAAAGGAAUCAAUAUACUGAUCUUGCAGCACACCAAAACAUUAUUUAAACAGUAUUGAUGGUACUUAAUAUCAUUUCAGUAUUUUUUUUUCUUUUUAAUGAAACAAAUAAUUUGAUGGCAUUUUAAAGUGACACUUACUUUUUGUGAUUUUAUAGUAGAGCAAAGAACAUAAAUAGUCAAAGCCGUGCUUUAAAUUUCAUGCAAAAUAAAUGAAAAGAUCAUUGCAAAAAAAAAACACUUUAUAAAUAUGUAUGAUAAACUGCUAAUCAUUUUUUAUUUGGACUGGCUUUUCAGAUUUUACAAACAUUUUAUGUUUUACUUGUGUUAUGGUAAUCUAUACGGUAUGUAUAGAGGUAGAUAUAGAUAAUUUUUUACCAGUGCAGUAUAAACAACCAACUUUAGAUCAAACAAAUUAUAUUUACUCUAGAAAGUCAAAGCUUUUCAGAUUAGUGUUUGGUAGACCAGUCAUUUAUUUUUCUGAAGAUUAUUUGCUAAAACACAUCACCACUUUCCAGUGCCACCGAAAGAUUUUAGUUUCACAUAUCGAGCUUAACUUUCAUGCUCAUGAGAUUUGUGUUUACUAAUUACUUAUUAGGCCCAGCGUCAUUUGAUGGCUAGUGUUCAUUCACAAUGCAUACACAAUUGGCUUGUGUAAUAAUACAAAAUAAAACCACAUGGGUAGAGAAAUGUACACUGCAUGACUUAUUUUUAUCAGUCCUUUGUAGAGUGCCAAAAGAUUCUGCUGAGCUAAUUUACCAAGGGAAAAAAAUAUAUUGUUGUUCAAUAACACUACAGCUUAAUUUAUUUAAAAUGUAAUCCUCAUGCAGAGUCAAAGUAAGAUUCUGUUGAACAAGGUUUGACCAUAAAAACUUUAGGUUCCUUCACUAUGUCACUAUAGUUCCCAGCAACACGGAUUUAUUUUUUUAGACACUAAUUGUGGAUUAUGGGAAUUUUUUAUAAAUAUUUUCAUUUGCAAAAAUUAUAAAUUGUAAUAUUUUUUAUGAAAUCUGUUUAAAAAAUGAACGCCCUUUUCACCUCCCCUUUUUUGCUUCGUAGAGUCUGGAAAAUCAGUGAUAGAUGCAGAGUUAAGUUUGGUUUCAUAAAAUGUAUGUUAUUAUUAAAAACAAAAUAAUCACCUCUGUGUUUAUUUAGCAUAUGUCAAUAUGGGACAUAGAUUUUCUAUUGCAUAUAGAUUUCUUAGAAGAUACAAACUAACAUUCUUUGAUGGGCCUCACAUAAAAAGGAACAUCUCAUUUGCAUGAGGUUGGAGGCAAAUUAUUUAAAUCUGGAUCUUUGGGACAAAUCAUGUAGUAGCUGCAACUAGAAGUUAAAGGUCCAGUAAAUACAAUAUAUUUGAAUAAUCAACAAAUGAAUGAUAAAAAGAAAAUGCAAUAGCAAUUAUCCUGAACUUCAAAUGAGUAGUAGAUUUUUAUUUUUUUUUUCUGACAAAUUUCAAAGUGAUGUCUAUUUCCAUUCCUGUAUCAUGUGACAGCCAUCAGCCAAUCACAAAUGUAUAUACGUAUAUUCUAUGAAUUCUUGCACAUACUCAGUAGGAGCUGGCUACUCAAAGUGUAAAUAUAAGGAGACUGUGCACAUUUUGUUAAUGGAAGUAAAUUAAAAAGAUGUUUAAAAUUGUGUGCGCUAUCAAAAUCAAGUUUCAUUUUGACUUGUUUCCCUUUUUUGCUUUCAUGUGUGAAAUUAAUGUUCAGUUAUGAUAUACACAAGGAAGCACUGCAGAUAGUCAUCUAGUGUAGGUUGAGCAUUAAAGAAUUAAGCUUUUCCACCACAAUUAAUGUGAAUUUUUUUUAAUUCUGUUUGGCACUGAGAACAAGAUUAAGAAAAUUACUGAAUUAAAAAACUACAGUAUUUCAAUUAAAAAUCGUAAUAAUAUAACCAAAUUAAAACUUGUUUUCAUUAUUUGUAUUUAUUGUAUGUUGGCAAAAUAUUAUCCAUUAUAUUUCAAUAUAUGAAGGAAAAAACUAAUUUGUCUGAGUCCCUUAAACUUUCACAGCCUAAAGGCUGAUGGACUUGUAUGUUUUACUAUUUUGUGGUAACAAAACAAAUCUUUAUUGAUGUCUGAGUUUACAAUGUCAAGAGCAUCAAGGCCUUAGUGUUUUAUUAAAUCAAGUUGAAGAAGAAACCAUAAGUAGGACAAAUGUCAUCAUGCGCAUUAUAAAUUUUACAUUUUGACAAGGCUAAUGGCAACAGCAAAAUAUGUCUACGUUUGCCAAGACCGACAAGUUCUCUAUCAGAACAGCUCAUUGUGCACCUCCAUAGAAUCACUUUUAGAAUAACUUGUUAACUGGCUGAGGUAAAACACCUCCACUAAUUUAAAAAAACAUUUUAAAAUAUAUUACUACAUGUUUUUAUGAGGCAAAAAAAAUAAUAGUUAUUGAUUAUAAUAACUGGAAUGUGAACUAGCCCCAUGUCUUUUAGUUGUCGUUAGCGCUAUGCAUUUGGAACACAUGUUAAAUAAUGUAGUACUGAUGUACCCAUAGAACAAAUAUAUCAAGGUUUUUGUGAGAUCUGUAAUAAUCUGUUGUGUGGAUAGAAUAUAACACAAUUUGUAAUAUUACUUGUUUAAAGGAACAGUAAAUACUUUGAGAUUCUAUUAUAAACUAAUUAACAACUUUGCAAUAUACUUUAUUUAUUUUUGCCCCCUUUUCCUUUAGAUUAAAGGGAUACUACACAUUUUUUAUUUUAUGGUUCAGAUAGAGCAUGCAACUUAAUUUAUUCCUAUUAUCAAAUUUUCUUCAUUCUCUUGCUAUCUUUAUUUGAAAAAUCAGGCGGCUAAGGAGCUGGCCUGUUUUUGGUUCAGCACCCUGGAUAGCGCUUGCUGAUUGGUGGGUACAUUUAGCUACCAAUCAGCAAGCGCAACCCAGGUUCUGAACCAAAAAUGUUUUUUUCAAAUAAAGAUAGCAAGAGAACGAAGACAAAUUGAUAAUAGGAGUAAAUUAGAAUGUUGCUUAAAAUUGCAUGCUCUAUCUGAAUCAUUAAAGAAAACAUUUGGGUUUAGUAUCCCUUUAAGUAUGAAAAUUAAAAGUUUUUUUAGUUAGUUUCACCCCUGUCAAAUAUUCGUCAGCAGAGAUAAAAACUGCAAAUUAAUGGAGAGUUGGAUGUGUCUACUCAUGUAACAAAUAUGAUAAUGCAUUCCAAAUAUUUUCAAAUUUACCCAGCAUGUUAGUUUCUUGCAAGACUGCAGUGAAAUGUUAUAAUUACAAGGUGUUUAAUGUCUCUUUUAAUAGAUAAUGUAAAUGAAGCGGACUACUAACUUUUGAAACAUUUUGUCAAGAAAACUGAAUUGAUGCACUGACUAUUUGCAAACGCUAUUCUCAGUCAGAUGUAUUGCUUUUAAAUUAGCUGAGGGUGUUGUAUUUUAUUACAUUGGAAGUAUUUAUUGUGUGUUAUUAUCUGCUGUAAGAUAACAUCAAAAAUUUGUAUAAAACGUUCAAUGGAUACUGAUAUUGAGAAAUAAUUAUGCGUAAUUGAAAGGGAGCAAAUUAAAACAAAACAAAAAAAUUG